Molecule: messenger RNA, 3138 nt
Organism: Coregonus clupeaformis (lake whitefish)
Lineage: Eukaryota; Metazoa; Chordata; Actinopteri; Salmoniformes; Salmonidae
Product: IgGFc-binding protein-like
Exons: 9
Coding region: 1-3138 (1045 amino acids)
Molecular function (GO): protein binding
Source: RefSeq, a predicted model, not a curated record
AUGGUGACCUACGACACUGUUGCUGGCGCCAUCAUACAGCUUCCAUCCACUUACAAAGGUGUAACCGGUGGUCUCUGUGGCAACUAUAAUGACAAGAAGGAAGAUGACUUCCUGCUGCCCAGUGGGCUGCAGGAGCCGUCUGUGGAGAAGUUUGCAGCGGGGUGGUUGGUGGUUCUGGAAGGGGUCAAAUGUCAGACAGGAUGUGACGGGGGCUUGAAGUGUCCUCCCUCCACUGGACCCCCGGCGGCUUGUAGCAUCAUAAAGUCAACCAAGGGUCCAUUUGCCCAAUGCCAUGCUGUUGUGCCACCACAAGUGCACUUUGAGGAGUGCGUGAAGGAGGGAGAGGCUUUGACGUGUCCAGCUAACAGUCACUAUGAGUUGUGUGCCGACACCUGUUCUUCCACCUGUGACUCUCUCAGUGAGUCUCCCAAAUGCCCACUAUGCCAGGAGGGCUGCCAGUGUGACGACGGCUUUGUGUUUGAUGGUGGCAAGUGUGUCCUACUGGAGAACUGUGGCUGUGUGGUUGAUGGACACUAUUACAUGUCUGGCCAGUCUGUGAUGCUGGCCAACUGUUCUGGGACCUGCAGCUGUGCUUCAGGAGUGUUCACCUGCAAGAACUCACAGUGCAAAGAGGGCCAGAAAUGUGGGUUGAAGAAUGGAGUGUUGGGCUGCUACAGCACAGACCCCUGUGAGGACACUGAGUGCCGUGAGAAGGAGAACUGUGUGGUGGAGAACAAUAAGGCGGUAUGUGUGGCCCAGUCUAAGGCCUACUGCUGGUUGUUCGGUGACCCUCACUACACCACGUUCGAUGGCCAGCCCUUCUCCUUCAUGGGUACCUGCUCCUACAUUCUGGUGAACACGACGGGCAAAGACCCCUCCCUGCCUCAGUUCAGCAUCCAGACCAAGAACGAGCUGCGCUUCAACUCUAAAGGCUCCUUCUUCAAGUCAGCCAACAUAGACCUGAGUGGUCACAGGAUCACCAUUCUCAGUGGCCAAAGAGGGACAGUGGAGAUUGAUGGCAUUAGGUCUGACCUCCCUGUGAGUUUGGAGUCUGGCAGCAUCAGAAUCACAGAGUCUGGUAUCCAAGGGACCAUCCAGACAGAUGUUGGCCUCAAGAUCACUUUUGACUGGAACAUCCUCUUCAUGGUGACCAUCAGCAGCAGUUACUACGACAACCUCGGUGGCAUCUGUGGCAACUACAAUGGUAACAAAGCAGAUGACUUCACCACUCCCACAGGCGUGCUUUCGACCAAUACCACGGCGUGGGUGGCGUCCUGGAGCGUUGCCGACGGUGACCCUUUCUGCUGGCACGUCUGUAACGGCAACUGCCCCACGUGCUCAGAUACAGACCGGGCACUUUACACUGGACCAAAGUACUGUGGUUUGAUGACACACGGAAGGGGCCCUUUUGACCAGUGUCAUAAGAAAGUGCCGGUGAAGGAGUUUGCCUCAGACUGCCUCUAUGAUGUGUGUCUGAAUGAGGGGCGACAGGAAGUGUUAUGUGAGGCCCUGGCUAACUACGUGGCCAAAUGUCAGCAGGCUGGGGCCAUUGUCUCACCACUGUGGAGAAAGGCCACCAACUGCCCCCUGGCUUGCCCGUACCACAGCCACUAUGAGCUAUGUGGCACUGCCUGCCCUGCUACCUGUGCCAAUCCCAAUGUCUCCGAGAUCUGUUCCAAAGUCUGUGUGAAGGGCUGCCAGUGUGACAAGGGUUACGUGCUCAGCGAUGAACACUGUGUCGUCAAGGAGACAGGGUGUGGCUGUACACACAAUGACCACUACUACCUGCCUGAAGAAACCUUCUGGGAGGGCAACACGUGUCAGAGUAAGUGUGUGUGUGACGGAGCCACACAGAAGGUGGUGUGUAUACCCAGAAGGUGCAAGGCUAGUGAGCACUGUGCCAUCAAAGGUGCGGAAGUGGUGGUUCAGGACUGCUACCCCCUCAGCUUCAAGACCUGCUCAGCACAGGGGGACCCCCACUUCCGCACCUUUGAUGGGAAGCGCUUCGACUUCCAGGGAAACUGUAUCUACAAGCUGGCGGGGGUCUGCUCCAAAGAGCCCGAUCUGGAGAGCUUUGAGGUGACUCUGGAGAACAACAACAGGGGCAGCACCAGAGUCUCCUACGCCAAGGUGGUGACUGUUGUUGUGUUGGGAAGUAGUUACACUAUCACAGGCGACUAUCACGGCAAAGUCCUGGUGAACGAUGUCCUGACGUCUCUACCGUACUACUCCAACAACACUGAGGUUCAGAUCUACAGAAACAGCCGUUUUGCUGUGCUGGAGACUCAUUUCGGUCUCAAGGUCUCCUUCGACUGGUCCAGCGAGGUGAGGGUGAAGGUCCCGAGCACCUACCACAACGCCAUCUGUGGUCUCUGUGGCAACCUCAAUGACAACCCUGACGACGACCUGCUUCUGCCCGAUGGGAAAAAGCCCAUGAGUCCCAAGGAGUUUGGAAACAGUUACUGGGUAGCUGACGUACCGGGCUGCUCCCAUGAGUGCAAAGAUUGUGCAGUUGUAGACAUCCCCCUUAUAAAGCCCAAAUAUGUCAGCGCCUGUGAUGUCAUUGUGGACAAGAGUGGUCCCCUCAGAGACUGCAUUGGUAGAGUGGACUCUGUUGAGUACAAAGAAGACUGCAUCUAUGACAUGAUCCUCAACAGCGGCCUACUGACGGCAGCCUGUGACAUCAUCACCAACUAUGUGGAAGAGUGUCAGGAGAAGGGAGGGAAAAUCGAGGCCUGGAGGAGUAAAGACUUCUGCCACCUCCCUUGUCCAGAGAACAGUGUCUACAGCCUCUCGGCCCCGGGGUGCCCGGCCACAUGUUACUCCAUGACCUCCGCCCCCAGGAUGCACCACUCCUCCAGGGGAGGGCUGUCAGACUGCGGCUGUCACCACGAGGGUCGCUACUUUGUGUCCGGCGAGGUCUUCUAUGAGGAGGAGAACUGCCACCACCGCUGCAGCUGUAGCUCCGGCGAGAUGGCCUGUGAAGUGGCGCCCUGUGGUCCAAAGACCACGUGUGCGGUGGUGAAGGGGGUCAGGGGUUGUUACAUUAUCAGUAGCAAAGAUUCAAACAACCAGUCAUGGAUUCAAAAACUCCUUAACAAAUAUGGAAAACCUGUACAUAUCAAGUUUGGAGGCUAG